Amoebophrya sp. A25 is the source of this 11683-nucleotide messenger RNA. NCBI's taxonomy places the organism in Eukaryota, Dinophyceae, Syndiniales, Amoebophryaceae. The record is from the annotation of a GenBank genome assembly.
CGUAGCUAUACAUAGAAGUAUAGCAGCUAGACCUUCGUCUAUCAACAGCUCCACUUUCAGAGCAAUUCAAGUUUGUUGCUGCACUUUCCGUGUAGCGUGAAGAAGCAACUCUCCCUCGUCAACAUUCUUCUACUUACACGACCUAAAGCAGUUUAUUUGAUCUCGCUCGUUGGGAGAAGAAAAACUGGACCUGUACCAUGGCGUCCUCUAAAGAGAAAGAAGAAGUUGGAGUAGGACUUCAACCCAGUGAGGAGGAAGCCUCGAAAUUUUAUGCGUCGUGUUAUCCCACGUUGUCUGCUACUGCAGAACAAGAGCAGGACCUCUUACUACCCGGAGACAAAGAGGCAGGAAACGGCACGAAGACUAAGAAGCAGCAAGGCUUGUCGUGCAAGCCGAAAUGGAUGUACUACACUUACUAGUACUCCCUCUUACAACAUCAACACUUUUAUAGCAGAUCAACAUCAUCAAUAUCAUGUUGAUUUAUUUUAUAUAUACUACAUUCUACUACUACUGACUUUGGCAUUCUUGUUUCACAUUCGGAUUGAACUUGAUCUUGCAGUUGAAGAACUCGUAGAACGUGAAGAACAAGCUCCGUAGAAGCAAGAACAUCUUUCUUUGCUCCUUCCCGUCAACUGUCAAAAUUGUUCCUCUUUAUCUUCGGAGUCCGCGAUGAACUAGAAGUCCUCUCGUCGGAAAGUGCCCGCCUCACAGGUACACGACCGGCUUAAUUACUAUUUUUGCCCUUCUUGUGGCGUCGGCGGGAUAUGUGUUCUUCUUCUCCAUGGCGACCACGUUUGAUGUCAACACCUCCAGCAACGACGUUUAUUAUUGGAUGCUGCAGAUCUUCUCGCGGAGCGACAACAUUGUUUCUACUUCUAAUGGCCACAACGAUGCCCUUGGUGGACUCGGAGGUACUACUUACUAUUUAUGGGCUGUAGAAAACAGAUUUUCCUUAGUACCGUAGAGCACUACUUUCUAACCGUAGAUACAGAUUGAGAAGAUACGAGCACCUAUUCUACUUUUCUUUCAUAUUGUUGACUCAAAUUCAAAAUCUUCAUCAUCAUGUUGAUGAUGUUUAUAUCUAGAAUGGAUCAGAAUCACCAAGAACAUUGAUUUAAUACCUGCUUAGUAUUUAUUGAGUCCUCGUCUUUGUCAUUUGAUGGUCCCUCAGGAUGCACUGAAAUGGGAGUUUCUACUCCUUCUUUAUCAGGUUCUGUGAAAUUGACAAUGAACGGGACGGUGCAGGCGAUUCCAAGGAUUUCGACUCUUCUUCGUGGUUCGGCGCGGGGCGCGCCUUCCACAGGAUUAGGAUAUGGCGGCUCCUCUUCGGCAUUUGGCAAUCAACAGCUGCAAUAUCUUCCACUUAUAAAAUCGCCCACCAUGACAACUUCGCCCACCUCGAAUGCGACCUUCAUGGAACUGCAACCUGUUAACUCCGGUCCUGAAUCUGUGCAGAAAACGUGGGAUCUAAUGCAAGCAAAAAUGGAUGUCUGGCUGAAACGUAUGGUGCCCGCGCAGCAUCCACCCGCGGUUAAGGCUCUUAUACGAUAGUUUGAGUCUACGCACAUCUUUUUAUUUGAGCACAUCGCUCGAUCCGCGUGAUACGAUGAAUUAUAUCGAUAAUUUUUUAUCCUAUAUAUACGUAGAAUGAGGCGAAGGCGUUCACUCGCGAACCAGCUUCAGGAUAAUACUAGGUAUCUUGUAAUGAAAUUGCUCGGAAAAUACGGAAUCGGAAACGCUUGGUACUAUUUGAAAAUAUAUUUUUUGCACUUCGACACCUUUCUACUCAUUCGAUGACGCAUUUUUCGUUAGAGCUUACUAUGUCUGUGCAAGUGCCCAGAAUGACCAAAGUAGCACCCCUUUGCGUUAUUGCGAGUGGUGCUAGGGCUGACAGGCACAGCUUGAUACUCGGAAGACAUGCGUAUCCUUCGAGCAAGGUUUUCGAGAUUAGCUCAAUGAUAGAAGUACACUGUAGACAUUGCGCAGGGCAAAGAGGAAUAUUGCACAGCUCUAAUGUUGCGGCUAACUCUGGUCCUGAAUCUGUGCAGGAAGCGUGGAACUCAAUGAAAGAGGAAAUGGAUGCCUGCCUGAAAGGUAUGGCCUCCGCGCAGCAGUCACUCGUGGUUAAGGCUCUUUCUUAUACUAUAGUUUGAGUCAAAGCGCAUCUUUUUAUUUGAGCACGUCGCUCGAUCCGCGUGAUAGAUACGAUGAAUUUUAUCGAUAAAUAAUUUUAUUCUUAUAGAAUGAGGCGAAGGCCUUCACUUGCGAACCAACUUCAGUAUAGUCCUAGGAGUCUUGUGAUGAAAUUGUUCGGAAAAUACGGAAUCGGAAAUGCAUGGCACUAUUUGAAAACAUUUAGCGCGUCGACACCUAUCGGGUGGCGUGUUUCGUUAGAGCUUGCCAUUACUUAAUAUGUACUCAGAAUGACCAAAGUAGCGCCCCUUUGCGUUAUUGCAAGGGGUGCUAGGGCUGACAAGCACAGCUUGAUAUUGAUAAGACAUGCGUAUACAACUUCGAGCAAGGUUUUCGAGAUUAACUCAAUGAUAGAGGUACACUUUAGAGAUCGCGCAGGGCAAUAAAGAGGAAUAUUGCACAGCUCUAAUGUUGCGGCUAACUCUGUUCCUGAAUCUGUGCAGGCAACGUGGAAGCGAAUGAAAGAGAAAAUGGUUUUCUGGCUGACAGAUAUGGUUUCCGCGCAGCAUCCACUCGUGGUUAAGGCUCCUCUUAUGUUAUAGUUUGAGUCUAAGUACAUCUUUUCAUUUGAGCACAUCAACCCGCGUGAUACGUAUGACACUAAAAAAAGUACUAGUCCUAAUUAUUUAUAAAUUACAUAAAUAUCGCUUCGAUUGACUACGAGUUUAUGUAGAAGUCUAGUAAUUGACUAGAGGGGAUCAGUCACGCGGAAGGCUGGAGACGACGACGGAGCAACCACCUGCCAACGCACUUCCACAGCCAGCAACUUGGAGGAGGUCAUCUUCUAGAAUAGCCGGACUGUGCUCAAGAAGAGGCUGCUCGAGCUGGACCAUGAUACUUCGAACGAGACUUGCCCCACCUGGUGCCUGGCGUGCAUCACUUACUUGUCCCCGAGUUGCUGCAGAGGAGAAGCAGGGGGCCCACCCUGCUGCCUCGCUACCGCAAAAUUGGCACAGCCAUCGAUCGCAGUCUCCUCUCCUUUGAUCCCGCACUUCGUGGCCUGCCAGCUGCCGCAGACUGAUCCCCUAACUAACCUCAUAACUUGCCAUACCUCAUAAUACUCACCUACUUGUAGCAUCUACCAAAUUUACAAAUUUUUAGUACUAGUACCUUUUUUUUUGUCAUAAUUCGAUGAGUAAUCUCAUCGAUAAUUAUUUUUAUUCUUAUAGAAUGAGGCGGAGGCGUUCAAUUGCGAACCAACUUCAGUAUAGUACUAGGAGUCUUGUAAUGAAAUUGUUCGGAAAACACGGAAUCGGAAAUGCGUGGCACUAUUUGAAAGCAUUUAGCACUUCGACACAGCUCUCUAUCGGAUUGCGCGUUUUUCGUUAGAGCUUACCAUUACUAUGUACCCAGAAUGACCAAAGUAGCACCCCUUUGCGUUAUUGCAAGUGGUGCUAGGGCUGACAAGUAGCACAGCUUGAUAUUCGUAAGACAUGCGUAUACUUCGAGCAAGGUUUUCAAGAUUAACUCAAUGAUAGAAGUACACUUCAGAGAUCGCGCAGGGCAACGAGGAAUAUCGCACAGCUCUAAUGUUGCGGCUAUCUUUGGGACGGGCGUAAGCUUGGAGAAGGUGGUAGCGAAGUUCGACAGUCACGUAAACGAACACGUUUUUCUGGCCGUUUCCGGUUCGAUGACAAGUGCGGGUUUUCUGCAUGUUGAAGCGGGAACGCUAUCAGGGAAAACCGUCACAGGAACGUCGCAGCUGACGCUCAGCUUGGAGGCGGGCAGCAAGCUGGGACUAGGGGCUACUGGGAGUGUCAUCCCUGUGAAGCCAUCGGGAGCGCGAUACAGCAAUAACAAGCAGCCAAUCAGGGCGCCGCUUGUCGUGAAGAUCUCCGAUGUGAGUUUGACGAAAAUUGCUGGCGCGCCUUCUGGUCAGGAUCGCUACCCACCCUUCAUGUACGAUCAGCCAACUUGGGAAUCAUUCAUCUCGAGCUUGCUUUCCAUGAUCGCCGCAAAGCCAGACCACAACGCGACCGGCGGUUGCGUGCCUGCGUUUCAUGGUCUCAUUCUGUCGGCUAAGAACAUGGGUUUUGUCAUGGAGCGGGUACAUCCGAUGGAAUUCAUUCGAGACGUUGUCGACGACAAUACGUCACAGCUUGUGCCAGAAAGCGCAGCCAGACGUUUUUACCAGUUGGGGGCGGAACUGAACAUGCAGUACUUCCUCGACGGCUGGGACCGAUGUAUCGAUGCGUUUCAUGCGAAUGGCGUUUUUCACGGUGACAUCAAGCCAGGCAACAUGGCGUUGACGUGCGACGCAACGGCGACUGCCCAUGGCGCAACCAACGACUGCGGAGAAAUCAGCUCGGAGUCGCUUGGCGAUGUGCGCAGGCAUCGCGCAGUCCUCUUCGAUUUCGGAGCCGCGAAACUCUACGCGGAUAAGACCACCCAAGGCGGGAGCCAGUGGGUACUUGCGGCCGAAACUUACGCAGAUGUGCGGUGGACAACCACACCUCCCGGAAAUAAACCCGAGGCUAAGGCAAUCGAGGAGGUUCCCAGUGCUUCUACUGCUAAGGUGCAUGAGAUGUCGCAUCGUGGUCCGAUCUAUUCAACGGGGACUUCUUGGAUCACGCACCCCGCAAUCUCCGGACUCCCCGUGUGCCCGACCAAUCUCCAGGAGGAUGCGCCUCCACCUCUUCAAGAACAUGCGGGACCAGUGGAUACGAAAGCUACACACUUCGGCGCGUAUUUAGACAAGCAUUCGCUGGCUACAUCGAUGUUGAUUUUGUGGACUUUUGGUGACCCAAAAUUCUGGAACGCAGAAAAUAGAAAUGAGGUAGCGGUUGCAUUUGGGCGACAGGUUUUUAGUCACGCUCUGAAUUGCGAUGCGGCCAAUCCGGACAAACGCGACGCGAUCAUAAUUUCGUGCGCCUCAUAUCCGAGCCCGGACAGGACAAGCUUCCUUGACGUCAUCACCUAUGGUUUACCAAACGAGUCUACAGUCUUCAAAACCAUUUUAAUCUUUUUUGUCCGUCACCAUCUACCUCUCAAAUUAAGUAAUAGAAGAUAAUUAAUGAGUACCACGGGCGCCGCGCUGCGCGCGCCGCGGGGGGCUAUUUUUGCAGGGAGAGGAGAAGGCAAGGGCAGCCGAGGAACGAGCGAGGGAAGGGAAGAGAGGACGAGAGUGGAGAACGAGACAAGGGAAGAGGCGCAGGAAGUGCCGAAAGGAGCGGCGUGGGCGGGAGGCUGGCAAGACAGCGGAGAGCAAAGAGGCGCCGGCCGGAGUAGAACCCAAGGCAAAGAGGCAGCCAGCCAGCUGGACCCUGAACGCCACGAAACAGAGCCGAGCGGCCCGCCUGUUGGCGGCAAGGGCGCAGAGAGGUGCCCACGGCAAGGGGAACAAGGUGCCGCGCCGCGCUGUCGCUGCCACUUAGCGCAACUAAGUAGUUAGAGAGAUAGGGCUAGAAGAGGUAGCGGCGUGACGCAGUCGCUACGCCUACGGGGUAGAGAGGUGUACGCCGCUGAACUCUCUGCGGACCACUCUAAGAGACCGCCGCGACGAUGUGAAGCAUGUGCGUGAAUUCUUCGCGAAAAAUUUGACCGGGCUGGUCUUCGUUGUCUUUUUGCUUGAGAGGCCAAACCAGGCGCCGAAGGGCUUGCGGCUGCUUUUCGUUUGUUCUGGGUUUCGUCGUUGGUAGCAGCCUCGGGCUCGGGGCCGGUUCGUUUUGGACCGGUCGCACGCCGCUGGCAUCGGCGCCGCCUUGGGUGCAGCCGUGGCGCGCUUGUGUGAGCCUCUUGAAGCGCAGGGGGCUGGGGCUGAGGACAGGGAAAAUGCUGCUCAGCAGUGUCAUCCCAGGCGGCUUCUCGUCUCUUCUGGCUUUUUAGGAAGGAGCAUAACCGUCGCGAAAAGUUCGCGAAAUCUUUGAAGAGUGUGGUGUGAAACGUUCGCGGAACUCUUUCGAAAAGAUAAGCGCGUGAAGAUGUAAGCCUGACAUGGUCAAGACUUGGAAACUUUGUGCAAACAUUCCGCGAAGGUUCUGCGGCUUACUUUUGUCUUCCAUGUUUUUUCGAAGGUGGCGCGCAAAUGGACUGACAGGAACAAGCCCGCGACAAAUUGCAGCGGGGCCGCACAAGGUUCCGCGUCCUGUGUCUCUGCGUGCUCUUUGUGGUCUUGCUUUCUGCUUCUCUCUCCAAGCUUGUGCAGCCUUUUAGGAUGUGCGUGCGCAUUUGCUUGGGAAUUUGUCGGGUGGUAGGUUGCGUCGAAGGUUGGCUCGUUGGCUCGUGAUGCUCUCGGGGCAGUGCGUGGUCGAGCUGGUCGCGUGAUGGUUCUGUCAGCUCUGCUCUCAGAGGCUUAGCAGAAGCCGCGGGAACAAGUGGACAGGCGCAAACCGAAAGCGGCGCGCGUGAGCCCCGGCAACUUUUCGCCAAGAUAUUCCGCCGCUCGUAGUCUUAGGGCGCGGCGGUCUCCAACGUCGACCCUUAGCGCCUCGCCGCACCCUGACAAGAAGGAGCACACCCCGCAACGCUUCCGCGGUGUCUUGAGUGAUUUCUUUCAAGCAUUCAAAGACGUGCUGCUGUCUUUUGUAAGCCGCUACACCUACAGCCGACCGCCAGCGCGCUUGUGUUAUCUAGUGGCUGACAUAUGACUAUGAGUGGCCCACGCCCACAGGCACAGACUGCGAGCGGCUCGACGAUUAAGCACGGCGACCCACUAACUUGAGGUGGCUGGCUUGCUCUCGAUUCUUGACCUGAGCCCACUCAACCCCAACAAGGCCAAGACCGCUGACAAGUGGCCAAAGUGCGUAGCUUGCUGACCUGAGCCCACUCGAGAUAGAUGCUGGAUGUGUUUGGGGGUGGCUCUGGAUCUUGGCUUGGUGAGCCGGUGCCUUUGGUCUCGUCUGGGCCUGGAGUGGUUGUCUAGAGUCAGUGCGAGCACCCACCCCCCUCAGUGUCCUCCACCACGAACCUGGGACGAGGGGGGUGGGGCACUGAGGGCUGAAGCAUCUAGAGGAUUUAGUUUUUAAUCUAGUAGUUAGCUUUCCUCUUCGUCUUACUCUUUGCUUUUCUCUUGACCGAUACUACGAGUGAUGAGAGUGCUGAAUGCGUCACGUCUACACACCUCACGGCCUGCUACUACUCCUCUUCAAGAUACAAUAGUCAGGGGCUACGACUGCGAACUUCUUUGCACUCAUACUCACGAUCAUAAGGAUAAGCAUAACUAGUUACUUAGUAGUUGUAACUACUAAACUAUGACGAUUGGACUUGGUAGAGAGUGUCGCUGUAAUGUUACCGCUGGCUCUAACUCAUUGGCCCCGAGAGCAGGAACUCUUGCUACACGCCCAAUGGCUACCCGAAGGACGUUUUGGUCGAAAAUUUUCCAACACUGAUGAGCGGGCUGUCUGGAAAAGUGCUUGCAACCGCGACUCACGAGCGCAUCAUGGGUUCGCCAAAUAAGGAAGAAGAACAAGCGCAAUCGGAUGAGCAACGCCACCACGCCGCGGCCAAGCAGGGAGACGCGACGACUGCGAAAGGCAACGAGCCGUCGAGCGAUAGCGGCCGCUGAAGCUUGUGCUGCUAGGUCGUGUCUUUUUGUCUAGUUGUGGGGAAGGGGGCAGUAGGCUCUUUUUUGAUCUAGCGCAUGUCGGUGCUGCAUGCCAAAGGGUGAGCACCAAGUAAAGAACUGCUGGGAUGGAUAUGUUCCUCUGAAAAGAGAAGGGAUAGAAGAUGAGGUAACGAUAAACAAAGAGUGUGCAGCUUUUUCAUUGUAAAAAAUAAUGGUGACUCUGAUGAUGUAGUUGCCCAUAGGGGUGCAUCAAUUUACUUAAUUUGAAACUGCUUAGUGUUGUUUUUUGAAGCAGAAGGGAAGAGGUAUAUAGGAUUCGGGGCUGCACGGCCCCCCCCGCCCCCCCCUGUUGGUGGCCCUGUGGUGGCGCUUGCGCGCUCUUCCCCGCGCUGAUUUUCGCGGAUUCUAGUGGUGGAAGGCGUCGAAAUUGGGCGCGGGCGUCCCUUGCGCGUCUCUGCAUGUUCUUCAGGGACCUCCUGGCCUGUGCUGACCCUCGCAGGCUGGAGGUCUCUGGUGGAGAAGGCCGCCGAAGGCAGCCACGGUCUCAAGAGCGAGCACGCCGAUGACCAAGGACCCGGGGGGUGCAGUCCACACGGCUCAGGGGGUCCAGCCUUGCGCCUUUUGCCGCCUUCGGAGGCCUUCCACACCCGGCGCACUGCGGCGACGGCGAAGCGCGUCGGCCUCGGCACUUUGUAGGGCACACGCAGGCAGCUGGAAGGGACCGGGGGCGGCCCCUUGCGCCCCUUUGGAAGCCUUCCACCCCCGGCAGACGCCUUCAAAAGGGGCCCGGGGCUACCGGUCCCCCCCCUGCGCUCGGGGGGGUGCCGUAGCCCUGAGCCUUGGGACAUAUGUAAUAUCUAACUAGUUAGUCUGAGUCUGUACUACUAUUACUAAUUAGUUAUGUAUUAAUUCGUGUUCCCCUUCCCACCUAGAAUCGCUUAAAAGAUUUGCUGGAAGGUAUGAAAAAAGUAAUUGAAUUUCGGAUAUGUUCUUGAAUGUGAAAUAUUGAGAAUGAGAAAGACGGCCACAGCCAUAAAUUCAAAGAUCACGGCUACACGCAUGAAGGUAAUACCUACAGAAUAUUAUCACGAUCACCACUGGCAUUGACACCUCCAAGAAUACACUUUCUUUCCACGUACUUAGUAUACUCUGCCUAUUAUCGCCAUUUAUGAUCAAAAAUCGAGUAAUGUUAUAUAUCAAUCUGUCAUGUGUUGUUCGUUGUUGUGCAAUUAUGUUCAUAAAAAUUAUACAUAGAAGAAAGUCGUGAAAGAGUAAUGCUAAUCAUGUAUCUAUAUAUUUAUAAUUAUAUUUAGUUAUUGGUAUUGCAUGACCAUGAAGACUCACCAAGGUUGUGGCAAUGAUAUUGCUUCGCCAAUAAAAAGAGAGACCACAGAGACAGAGAUAAAGACGUAGAUGGCGAAUCAUUCAUGCGUCCAGGCAUACUAUGGCUACGUGUGCGUAUCUGAGCUUAUGGAUAUCUCCUGCGCAGCAUCCGUAUUGAAGCAUGAUAAUGAUAUUGUAGGUAAAUCAUUGGGACGAUGCGAAGGAUGAUUGUCCUGCUGCACAUCCAAAGACAACAGUGCAGAGGCAGCAGCUCUAACGGAUACUAUCACUCUUUUGACAUUCGUCCGCUUCGAUCUAAUCACUUCAAAAAUAUCUUCAUGCUGUCAUUGGGUCAUUGCGAUGAGGCGGGACGAAGACCAUAACUAAUCAUUCAAUCAUACAGGGGAGCAGGAUAAUAGUCAUCAAGGGGUGGGUAUGACUGAUCGUCGUGAAUGAUAGUCGUGAAUGAUCGUCAUGCUGAGUAUAAGUUAAGAUAAUUAUGUGAUGUCUGACAAACAGAAACAUUGUUUGCUGUAGUAAAAUAAGUUAAAAAGGGGGAGGACAGUGCUGUUGAAGUCGAUGCAAGAAUGUUGCCCCCACUGCUCCUGGAAGUGGUCCCUCAGAAUAGACUUGUAGAUGAACGCGGUGGAUCUCCAGUGAAGUAGAUGAUUCAUCACGUGCCGGUGAAGGUGAUGAUUCUCCAGUCAAGGAUCCGCAACCUAGCCAGUAGUGGCCCUUGCAAUCGUCGCGACUGUUGAAAAAUAGAUGUAGAGAGGAGUCUCUACGCAACAUAGCUCGGCUAUUCUAAGUAGUUGUAGGUACUCAGAGCUCUAGAAUGUUCUUGUGAGGAGAUGCGCAACUUCUAGAAGCAAGAUGUUGUAUGUUGAAGUACAAGUGGAUGCAUUUAAAGUUCUAGAAGAUGUAUUGAAAAAAAAUACUAGAUGGCCAUCUAGAUGUUGUAGUUGUAUGAAAUACGAGUAGUUGUACUGAAAUAUAUUAUACAACUGGUAGAGUAGUUGUAGAUGAUGUCUUGCUCUUGUCAACAUGAUAGGCAAGCCUCGUCUAUUGAAAAUACUUGAUCCCCCGAUGUUUCUUGUUCUGAUGAAGCUUUUUCGAAGAAAAGGCGAUAAUUUCCUUGGGCCACGGAGUCGAUUUCCAUUUCUUGAGUUUAUCACUUCUUCUCGUUGUAGGUUUUCGUUUUUAUCGUCAUCAUCAUGAGACGAUCUCUUCAGCUGGUCCAAAAUAAACGGAAAAAUCAGCCACGUCGUGACUGAUUUUCUUUGAGGAUUGGAAGGAUGUGGAGCGCGAAGUUGAUUAUGUUACUAAGAUGAUAAACUAUGCAUGAUCACGGUGAACGAAUCUUCAAGAUGAACACACCAUGACGACCAAACGCAUCACGACGAUGGAGACAUCAGCAGGAUGAAGACAUGAUAGAAUAUAAAAUGCGAAGUCUUGUUAAAUGCUUAUAAAGUCAUAAACAUAGUUGCCCCCAUGAGCAGAAUCUUGCUAAUCAUAAUAGAAACUGUAGCUCGUAGCGCACUACUUCCAUUUGUUUCUGGAAUUUAUUAUUGUAUAUUUUUUCUCAAGCAAGAUGCUCAUGCUCAUGCACCGGCGUAGAAAUGCUGCAUCAAGCAACGACAUAACUACGGUAGGUAAUCUGGCCUCGUCCUCGUACCUUUUUUUAUCUUCUUAGUAACUAAAGCACUUACCCUUAAGCCCCACGAGGUACAUUGCUUACACUACUAGCAGUUCGCAGAAGAUAAAGAAAGCAUGGCGACAGUGAAAACGUAAUCUAUCAAGAUCUAUUGUUAGCUUAUGUCUCUACAACUUCUAGAGGAGGAGGGGGUGGAGGUGAGAGGGGCCAAACAAAUGUCGUGAGAAAUAGUAUGUUGAUAGUUGCAAUGUGACGUUGUCAAUAUUGAUCUUUGUGCAUAGAUGAAAAACAAAAAACUUGGGAUACUAAAUCGGGGAAAAAAACAAGAGCAGCCACCAGCUACCUAGUACAACUAAUGCGGUAGAGUAACAGUAAGAGUUGUACUUGUAUAGAGGUAUAGUCUUUAGUUGUUUUGACAACAAAAGUAGACGUUAUUUCUUCUACUCGGAGGUGUAGGGAGAGUAUUAGAAUCUUCGUCACACGACGAGAGAAGGGCGGCGAAGUGACAGCAUAAUAGUGAAUCGGAAUCCAAUCAUAGGAGUGAGAUUGUUCUUGGUUGCCAUGAUCAGACCUAUUCUGGUCCAUCGGGGGUGGUCGUCAUUGUGAUCAUUAUUGUGGUCCAGAAUUGUGAUUAUUCUCGAUGAUCAUGCUAGUUUUUGCUGUGGCUGGUGGUGAUGAAGGAGAAGGAGCGACCUCAAUCGGAGCGCUAGGCGAGCUAGUGGCGUGAAGUUGAUAACUCAAAUUCCAAUGAUUAUACCAUAGGAAUGGAUCAUAUCAAUAUCUGUACUUGUUGUUGUUCUGAAGUCAGAUGGGUCCUCUACCGUCCCCUGCGAAGUUCCGCAGUAGACGACUUUACCUGUUGGAAAUACCUACUCAGAACACUCCAAGAGCAGAGCAGCGAGUGUCUUCCGCAAGAUAUUCUCCAUUAUCGCACAUCGUUGUCAGUCUAUAUCCUAUGCUCCUUGUAGUGAAUCAUUUUCACGCGAACUAUCAAUAUCUCCUACACGGUC